AUGGAGGUGGUGGUGCGUGUGGAGCCGCCGAUUUUGGUGCUCCUGCUCCAUCCUCGCCCUUCCCCUCGCGAGAUCCUGGUGGAGGGGGCCGCGGCGAUGGCAAAAGAGGUGCGGGCGUUGAUGGCGCCUUUUGGAAAAGGACCGUUGCGGAGCCCCGUGGUGGCGACCUGUGGGGUCCUCGAGCAUCUCAUUUCCCCGCUGGAGAUGGCGGCGCUUUCCCACUUCACCGGAGAGGCGGUUUGCCGGGCGGUAGCGGAACUCCACGCGGAGCUCCGCGCCCUUCAUCCACGAAGCUCCAUCGGAUGGCUACGGUGGGAUCCCGACGGGGGGCUUUACGGGAAUGCGAUUCGCGACCUCCUUCCGGAUACCGCCCGUCGAUUGACGCGGCUGAUGCGGGCCACGAGGAUGACGAAAACGUACGGCGUCGAUGCCGAUCACUGGGUGGCUAUUGAUUCCGGAAUCGUGCAUGUUAGCCUUCACCACGAAGAGGUCUUGGGCGUCGUGAUUCAGGGUAUCCCACAGCUCCAGGCUUGUCUAGAUUUCGUUGCUCGCCUUCAGAGGAUUGUGCUGUGA
Messenger RNA from Phytomonas sp. EM1, 573 nucleotides. NCBI's taxonomy places the organism in Eukaryota, Euglenozoa, Kinetoplastea, Trypanosomatida, Trypanosomatidae. The record is from the annotation of a GenBank genome assembly.